CGCGCGUCGUCGCUAACUACUCUCUCGAUGGACCACUUCCCGACAAACUGGGGCCGCCCCCGCAAUGACACUUGGGACCCAUAUGCGACAUACCCCAUCCACCAGCGACCACAGAACCACCAACCGAAAGACAGAUUCGCUGAGGGCGUACAACACACUCAGCAGCCAAUCGUGACGGGCACGAGUGUACUGGCUAUCAAGUUCAAGGACGGGGUGAUGAUGGCGGCGGACAACCUCGCUUCAUAUGGCUCCCUUGCCCGAUUCCGCGACAUCCAGCGAUUGCACCCUGUGGGAAAAUACACCGUCCUCGGGGCCGGCGGCGACAUGAGCGACUUCCAGUACAUCCAGAGCAUCCUCGACGAGCUCAUCGUCGACGAGCUUGCCGCUGCGGACGGUCACACGCUUGGCCCGAAAGAGAUCCACAACUACCUCGCGGAGGUGAUGUACUCGCGCCGCUCGAAUAUGAACCCGCUCUGGAACUCGCUGUUGGUCGGCGGGUAUAAAGACGGGAAGAGCUUCCUUGCAUACGUCGAUUUACUGGGCACAACCUAUACCGCAUCGACCCUUGCGACAGGCUACGGAGCCUACAUCGCCCAGCCGCUGCUUCGCCGGGCCGUUGAGGGCCGCGAGAAUGAGCUCACCGCCGACGAGGCGCGCAAAAUCCUCGAGGACAGUAUGCGUGUCUUGUUCUAUCGCGAUGCGCGCAGUUUGGACCAGUACCAAAUUGCGACGAUUACGGCGGACGGGGUGCAUAUCACCGAGUCGCGCAAGUUGGAGACGGCAUGGUCGUUUGCGGAGGGCAUUCGUGGCUAUGGUGCACAGACGCAGUAG
Messenger RNA from Mycena indigotica, 831 nucleotides. Its product is annotated as Proteasome subunit beta. NCBI's taxonomy places the organism in Eukaryota, Fungi, Basidiomycota, Agaricomycetes, Agaricales, Mycenaceae. Gene Ontology annotation, cellular component: proteasome core complex. Bases 28 to 831 code for a protein of 267 amino acids. The record is from RefSeq and is a predicted model, not a curated record. The transcript has 4 exons.